Liolophura sinensis is the source of this 909-nucleotide messenger RNA. RefSeq lists its product as uncharacterized. The record is from RefSeq and is a predicted model, not a curated record. NCBI's taxonomy places the organism in Eukaryota, Metazoa, Mollusca, Polyplacophora, Chitonida, Chitonidae. The transcript is spliced from 2 exons. Bases 401 to 721 code for a protein of 106 amino acids.
AAUUGGGUGAGGUGGAAAUAAGGUGGUUGUUUUCAUCUCAAUAAUGCGUGUCACAUCUACACAGCCCCUGUAUUUGUGGAACUUUUGUAUGUGUAUGCCUGGCUGGUGUUAGGCUAUCCUGUUCGUGUGGUUUGUCGUCAAUACAGACGAUGUGUACUGUACUGGAAUUUUCACAGUACAGUUUACCAACCAGUUUAAAAGCACUUCAUAUAUUGUGAGAUUCCGAUUCUCAAUGCAAAUUUUCUACAAAAAAAGAAAAUAUGGACAUAAUCAAAAGUCUAGCAGAUAACCUAAAGAUGUCCCCUGUAAUGUAUGAUUUUGCCAUACCUGAAUGUCACAAGAAAGAUUAAUCUUCAUGAACUGACAAGAUUUUCCCCACAAUGUUUCAGGCUUCCAGACUAUGCCGACAGGUGCAGGAGUCCGACAGCCCCGCCCGGGUGGCCCACAGAAUAUGCGUGGCGGUGUGAGUGCUCGGCAAAUCACAGGCCAGUCUGGCGGCACUCGUAUGAGUGGAUUCCACGGUGCCCGUCCUGCAGGGGUUCCCGGCUCCCAGCCUGGUGGACGCCCGGGCUACAAGUUCACCCAGAACAUGCGCAACCCUCCGCAGACCCCCGUCAUUCAACAGCAGGCCAUGUCACAGGUUGAGGAUGCUGUGACUGUACUGCAGGCUCACCAAGCUAAAGAUGCUGCCAGCGAUGGUGCUCCGCAGAAGGGGAGAUAACUGGUCGGCCAGUACUACACACCUAUACGGCACUGGAUUGUGGUGACAAAAAGACUAUAAUGUCACUGACACCAACAGUGGGGCGAUCCACGUCAUUCGAUAUUUUAUUCAUUUUAAGAUGUAUAGUAGUUUUCGUCCUUAACGCUCUUUCGUUAUUAUUCAAAACUAAGUAGUGUACCGCAUGAGAU